Molecule: messenger RNA, 975 nt
Organism: Fusarium tjaetaba
Lineage: Eukaryota; Fungi; Ascomycota; Sordariomycetes; Hypocreales; Nectriaceae
Product: d-3-phosphoglycerate dehydrogenase
Exons: 5
Coding region: 1-975 (324 amino acids)
Cellular component (GO): cytosol
Molecular function (GO): NAD binding; glyoxylate reductase (NADPH) activity; hydroxypyruvate reductase [NAD(P)H] activity
Source: RefSeq, a predicted model, not a curated record
AUGGCAGAAAAACCCAAAGUCCUCUUCCUCGGCAGUACCAAACAAUAUCAUAAACCUGUCUACCCACAGUCAAAUGAGCGAUCUGCUUUUAUAGAAGAGACCAAGUCUGGUGCUUUCGAUGGAGUCAAGGCUAUCUAUCGUACAAACAAGUCUGUUGGCAUUACUGGACUCUUUGAUGCCGAGUUACUAGAUGUCUUGCCCAAGUCUCUCAAGUUCAUUUGUCAUAACGGCGCCGGAUAUGAUCAAAUUCAUGUCUCUGAAUGCACCUCUCGUGGUAUUCGUGUUUCAAACACACCCACAGCUGUAGACGAUGCCACGGCUGACAUCACUAUCUUCCUUCUUAUCGGCGCCUUGAGAAAUAUUUCAUCCUCAAUCUUCACUCUCCGAGAGGGAACCUGGCGAGGUUCCCCUCCACCUUCACUUGGUCAUGAUCCUCAAGGCAAAGUGCUAGGCAUUCUAGGCAUGGGAGGCAUCGGUCGCAAUGUUGCACGCAAAGCCCGAGCUUUUGGCAUGACUGUGAGAUAUCACAACCGAAGCCGUUUAUCACCUGAUCUAGAGGACGGUGCUGAGUAUGUUGACUUCGAGAAACUUCUUAAAGAAAGUGAUGUGUUGAGUCUCAACUUACCCCUGAAUCCCAAAACCCGACAUACUAUCGCAAAGCCUCAAUUCGACAUUAUGAAGCGUGGCAUUGUAAUUGUCAACACCGCUCGUGGUGCAGUGAUGGACGAAGCUGCUCUCGUCGACGCUCUUGAAUCAGGACAAGUUGCUAGUGCUGGUCUUGAUGUCUUUGAGAACGAGCCAGAGGUCCAUCCAGGGCUCUUGGAGAACAAGAACGUCUUGCUUGUUCCACACAUGGGAACGUGGACUGUAGAGACCGAGAGAUUGAUGGAGGCUUGGGCUAUGGACAAUGUUCGUCUUGCAGUGACAGAAGGAAAGUUGAAGAGUAUCGUUUCUGAGCAGAAGGAUCUGCAAUAG